Centruroides sculpturatus (bark scorpion) is the source of this 1495-nucleotide messenger RNA. RefSeq lists its product as uncharacterized. The transcript is spliced from 7 exons. Lineage: Eukaryota; Metazoa; Arthropoda; Arachnida; Scorpiones; Buthidae. The record is from RefSeq and is a predicted model, not a curated record. Bases 25 to 1353 code for a protein of 442 amino acids.
CACAUCACCUUCGCCUUUCCCUUUAUGGAAGAAGCCAUCCGAGGUUUCUGCGACAAUCGCCAGACGACGGAUAUCGGGGGGAAUCAGGAGCGACCUCGAUAUAUCGCUUCGGGUCUGUUCUUCGACGAGUGCUUCGAAGUCAUUCACGGAUUUCAGACUUACGUCACCAUCGUACCACACGUCAACAAGAACAAUCUUCCGGUUGUCCUGCUGACUCUGGCCCAGAGAGACAGCACGGAAGGCAUCUGUCGACAUUUCCAGAGUCUCGUGAGAAUCUUGCUGGAGAAACCAUCCUUGCCAGGAUUAUGGAAACUACCGACUUUGGUGGCCGAACUCGACUCUAAACAUCGGAAACUGGUUCUGGACAUCUGCGCGGAGAGCGUGGCCGAACUUCAAGCAAGCUCCUUAAUACACUCUUUUCCUGGAAAAGCUCCGGAACAAAUAGUCCAUCUGGUCAAGGAAAAGUUGUUGAGUCCCUACCUGCUGUCCUACAGAGAAAUGUUGCGGAGGAACGUGCAGCAAGUGGUUCGUCAGCUGACCAACACCGAUCCCGCUUACUUCCUGUCCGUGACGGAACUGCUUCAGUCUCCCGGAUGCAGUCACCUGGACUACAAAAAAGUCGAUCUGAUGUUCAAAAAUCCGGGAGUUGAACCAGCCAUUAGAGAAUUUUGGCAGAUUUGGGGACACGAACAAAUUGCACGGAAAGUAUUUCCUGUGACCCUAACGGCUCCUCCAAAAUUAGGACCUCUCGGAGCGAUAGUGGGAACGACGGAAGCCAUGAUGAAUGUGGGACCUUUAUCUCACAUCCCCGUAAAAGAAGGUCUUCAGAGCAUCAUCAAAUGCCUCAAAUCCCAAGAUAUCUCUUAUACAAGAACGAAAGAAGAUCGUCACGAGAACCAACUACAUUCCUGCAAUUGUACUAUUUGCAGGAUUCAACCAUCUUCCGCUCAGACGUCCAGAUUCAGACUCUAUGGAGAUCUGUCGAGAAAAUUAACUAAUGGUUCUACGGAAGGUUCGGCAUUCCACCUUCCUAUUCAGGAGAGAACGGCAACGAGCGAUCAAGAAAAUUAUGCGGGAAAAUUUCGUUUUUCGUCUACCUAUCAGCUUUAUUCCGAUUCGAGGAUCCGAGACGUGCGCACGUUCAAGUGUUCCAAGGAUCUACCAUAUUCCGUUCAGUCGUCUCUAGUGGAUUCCAACUCGUCGAGAACGAGUUACAACCAUCGGUCGCUGGUACAGCCCGUGCCUCAUUACUUUCCGAUCAGCCUUAAAGCCUUCUCCCAGCCGCUAAUGUACAAUUACCCCAUGCUGAACAAGCCUCAUUACGCACUCGCGCUGAAUCCUCAGCAGCUAUAAAAGAGAGAGGAAACGAGGAUUCGCAAAAUUCAGUAAUAUACGUUGUAAUUAAUAUCCCGCGGGACAAUGUCGUCGUUAUUCGAGAUACGUGUGCGUGACCGAAUGCUUGAUGUCCUUCGAUCGAUCCGAAUUUCAUUUUAUA